Messenger RNA from Trichoderma atroviride IMI 206040, 1546 nucleotides. NCBI's taxonomy places the organism in Eukaryota, Fungi, Ascomycota, Sordariomycetes, Hypocreales, Hypocreaceae. The record is from RefSeq and is a predicted model, not a curated record.
AUGACAACCUCCAUCCCACAGUCCCCCACCGACGACGACAACAAGUCCUUUGACCUGAACCUGCAGCACGGCCACAAGGAUCUGGUGCAGGCGAUUGCGUUCAACGCGUACGGCGACCGAUGUGCGACGGGGUCAGUGGAUGGCAAGAUCCGCGUCUUCAACCGGCACAAGGAUGCGACGUGGAGGCUGUGUGAUUCGUGGAGCGCGCAUGGAGGAGAAGUUUUAGAGCUGCAAUGGCUGCCGUCCACGAUAUACCCCAACCUCAUAGCUUCUCUCGGCAUCGAGGGCUGGUUCCGCCUCUGGGCUGAGAACCCUUCUGCUGCGCCUGGCCGCCGCUUCUGCGCUGCGCGGUCUGUCAAUGGCCGACCAGCCUUUGACACUCGGUCGGCGCGGUCGCCAUACCGGUCCUUUUCGAUGAAGCACAACGAGGAGACGAGGCAGACGUAUCUGGCUCUCCUAGCAACCGACGGGCGGCUGACGGUGUACGAAAACGACCAGCCCGAGAAUCUAGCAGAGUACACAUCCAUUGACGAAUUCACGAUAUGCCCCAAGCCGAGCCGCGGCGAAGAGGUGUCCUUCAAGGUGCGCUUCGACCCGAACCCGGAGCCCUGCUACACGGCGCUGAGGGCGGGCGUGCCCUCGGAUGCGCUGGGGCUGGUGGUGGCGGGCAUGAACUCGGUGAAGGUGUACCGCUCGAGGGAGAUUGCGUCGGCGAGCUUCGGCGCCAACACGCUGCAAAAGGAAUUCUACCUGGCCGUCGAGAUUACGGGCCAUAGGGGGCUGGUGCGGGACGUGGCGUGGGCGCCGGGCAACAUCAGGGGCUACGACAUGAUUGCCACGGCGUGCCAGGACGGGUAUGCCAGGGUUUUCCGCAUCGACACGCCGUACUCGGAUAACGACGGGCGGUCGUGGGCGGCGUCGCAUCUGCUGAAGCCGGAUGGGCGUGCGCAGCAGCAUAGGGAGGCGUCGCCUACCACGACGACUUCUGCAAAGGAGGACAAGGAGAGCAAUACGCCGGGCAGCAACGUGCCUCAUCACCACCACCAGCCGUCGUCAACUCUCAGCGCCAGCCUCGCCAAGUCGAGCAACGUCGGCGAGCGCCAGUGGACAGGCCAGCCGGGGCAGAUCCCGCACGUGGCGCAGGAAGUCUCGCGGCUGGACAGCCACCGGACGCCGGUGUGGCGCGUGGGGUUUGACGACGACGGGCAGAUUCUGGGGAGCACGGGGGAUGAUGGGCGGUUGCUGUGUUAUCGCCAGAUGCCGGAUGGGCUGUGGGCCAAGAGCAGUGAGUUGGUGAUGAUGAAGACGAGGAUGGCGACGCCGUGAAAUUGAAUUUAGGAAUGAGAUGGGAUGGCGGGAAUGUGCGUUUUUUUUUUUUUCUUUUUUUUAGUAAAUGACGAGGUUUUUAUUUGGGGGAGUUUUUGGCGAAUAAGAAAUAGAUUAUAGUUUAAUACCAUUAACGAGAUUUUAUGAGAGGGAGGUGGUUUCAGAUAGCCUGAUGGUUUUUAUCGGGGUAUAUAGUAUGCUUAUGAUUUGAGAGCUGUUU